Theobroma umbraticum is the source of this 1575-nucleotide messenger RNA. Its product is annotated as serine/threonine-protein kinase GRIK1-like. Gene Ontology annotation, biological process: protein phosphorylation; intracellular signal transduction. The record is from RefSeq and is a predicted model, not a curated record. Gene Ontology annotation, cellular component: cytoplasm. NCBI's taxonomy places the organism in Eukaryota, Viridiplantae, Streptophyta, Magnoliopsida, Malvales, Malvaceae. Gene Ontology annotation, molecular function: protein serine/threonine kinase activity; ATP binding.
UCAACUUUAUUAAUUUACUCAUUUUAAGAGCUGUGGUUGAUUUCUGUCAUUUCUUUAGGUUGCUUAUCCCAUUGUCUAAAUGGUUAUCCCCAUUGAAAGAGUUUGUACAUCUACCAUCAUUGUCUGUCUGAUACAUAAGCACUUGAAACCCUCUUCAGAAGAGUUAAUUUCUGCAACCUGUGUCGAAUUCGUUUUCCUCUAAAAUAUAUGAUUAAUAUGAAUAUUGAUAAAUAACUGCAAUUGGCUUAUGGUUCGCGGGAAUCCCAAGGAUCCAUUGUUAUUGAUCACUUCAACACCGGUUGCUUCUCUCUAGAUAUGGACAAUGGCGUGCAGCACAAUGCGGAUGAUAUUUCCAAUGAGAAGGUCUGGUCUAGAAGUUUAUUUGCUGGUGCAGACAGAAAGCAAACAAUCCCAAACAUGCCAAGGAAGAAUCAAACUUGUAAGAAGAUCCCUGUAAAAGAAACUACUUCCAUCAAAAUUUCCAAGCAUGUGAAUGGGAAGAAGAUGAUCAAUGACUUUGUAAAAGAGCAAAAGAUUAGUCAGGGAAGUUAUGGAAAAGUGGUAUUGUAUCGAAACAACAAUGAUGGAACCCCAUUUGCUAUUAAGAAAAUCUGCAAGUCUAGAUUGCGCAGGGUGCGUGUGACACAGUCAGAAACCGCUAUGACCAAUGUUUUUAGAGAGGUUUCAAUAAUGAAGAUGUUGGAUCAUCCAAACAUAGUCAACCUUGUUGAAGUAAUAGAUGACCCCAAAUCUGAUUAUCUCUUUAUGGUUCUUGAGUAUGUGGAAGGUAAUGAUAUAAAAAACCUUUCUGAAAUACAAGGACACCUUGAUGAGACAACUGCAAGGAGGUACUUCAAAGAUAUAAUUGCAGGCCUCACUUAUUUGCAUAGUCAUAAUAUCAUUCAUGGUGAUAUCAAGCCCGAAAAUCUUCUACUCACUAAAAGUGAGAGGGUGAAAAUUGGUGAUUUCAGUGUGAGCCAGGCUUUUGAGGAUGACAAUGAUGAACUCUGGAGAUCCCCUGGAACUCUAGCUUUUACUCCACCUGAGUGCUACUUUGGUACAGUUUAUCAUGGAAAAGCAGCAGAUAUAUGGGCUAUAGGUGUUACCCUGUACUACAUGGUUGUAGGCUACUACCCCUUUCUUGCUGAUAGUUUACCUGAGACUUACAAUAAUAUUGUAAACAGCUCUUUAUUACUCCCAAAGGAACUAGAUCCAAUGCUCAAAGAUUUGCUCCAAGGCCUUUUCUACAAAGACCCCAAGUUGCGAAUAACCUUGGACAUUGUUGCUGAGCAUCCAUGGGUGGUCAAAGAGGGUGCUAUGGUCCUUCCAAGGUGCCCCUGCUGCUACAGGCUUGGUAUUUGAUACCUUUUCCAUGUUUAAUUAAUUAAUAAUACAUUUUGUUCUUGAACUAUAGUGAAAUGUAUAAAUUGAAAUAGUGUUAACCCAAAUUCUAACAUCGUUAAUUUGUCAGCUUGUCCUAUGUAUUUGAACUCUACAACUAUCUAGUUCUUUUUGAAAAUUUUUAUUCAAACUUGUACCUAAAUAUCCUAUGCAAGACUGUUUUUUUUUUAUAAU